Molecule: messenger RNA, 6023 nt
Organism: Limulus polyphemus (Atlantic horseshoe crab)
Lineage: Eukaryota; Metazoa; Arthropoda; Merostomata; Xiphosura; Limulidae
Product: protein phosphatase 1 regulatory subunit 12C-like
Exons: 23
Coding region: 66-3299 (1077 amino acids)
Cellular component (GO): cytoplasm
Molecular function (GO): phosphatase regulator activity; protein kinase binding; enzyme inhibitor activity
Source: RefSeq, a predicted model, not a curated record
AGGGUAUCGAGAGAUAGGGAGGGGAGGGCAUGUGAAUCAACCCGAGGUCUAAGGGAGUGUUCGAAAUGCCGAUGGAAACUCGCUCUAAUAGUGCUCUCUUUAAGAGAGCUGAACAGUUGAAAAGAUGGGAAGAUUCGGAUACUAAUAAAGAAUCAGUUGUAUCAAAAAGAAAUAAUGGACUUGGAAAGAUAAAAUUCACAGAUGGUUGCGUGUUCCUUGCUGCUUGUGCUUCUGGUGACACAGAAGAGGUUGAGCGUCUGCUUGAGAAAGGUGCAGAUAUCAAUACUGCCAAUGUCGAUGGUCUUACCGCUUUACACCAGGCCUGCAUUGAUGAUAACUUAAAAAUGGUAGAAUUCCUGGUUGAACACGGAUGUGACGUGAACCAAGGGGACAAUGAAGGGUGGACUCCACUGCAUGCUACUGCCUCCUGUGGUUUUCUUAGCAUUGCCAAAUACCUGCUUGAAAAUGGUGCUUCAGUAGCUAUGGUCAACAAUGAUGGAGAAUUGCCAAUUGAUAUUGCUGAAUCUGAAGAAAUGGAAGAACUUCUUCAAGCAGAAAUUGACGAAUUAGGUUUGUGUGCCUCUAUAAAAGCUAUUCAGUUAUUUGUGUUAGCUUCUGUUUUGUGUCAAGGAAUCUUGUGCAAGAUUCGAGAUAUUCUCAGCUUAUUAAUCAAGGCUGGUUUGGAUUUGAACAUCCAAGACAAUGAUGGAUGGACCCCUCUUCAUGCUGCAGCACAUUGGGCACAGAAAGAAGCUUGUGAACUCUUAGCUGACAACCUUGCAAAUAUGGAUAUCCAAAAUUUUGUUGGGCAAACAUGCUUUGAUGUGGUUGAUCCUGACUUGGUUAAUGUGUUACAAGAUUUAAAGAACAAACAGAAUAAUCUUCAAAAGGAGCGUCCAGAACUUGGAGAGAUACUAAGAAGAAAAGCCCCACCUCCAUUAAAAAGAAGAACUUCUGUAACUCGAAUGAGUGGUACAGAUAAGAGCAAUGUAGUUAUGAAAGAUACCUAUGCGGAACGAGCACAGAUUGAAGCUCAGUUGCAACUACCUGAAGAAGAAAUAGAAGAAGAGGGUAAAAUUGCAAUAACAAAUGAAGUUGUUGAAGAACCUUCCUUUAACACCAAACUUAAUAAGGAAGACCUAAACGUGGUAAAAAGAAAUGAAGCCAACAUUGAUGAUAGUCUCUCAGAAAUCAUCCCUUCUCCAGACAAAACUAAAGAAGAUUGGCCACCUAUAUUAAAAUCUGCAAAUGAUAAACUACAAGAACUACAGAAUGAUGUGGCUCCUUGGAGGAGAAAAAUUGAAACAAAUAUUCCUUCAAAUUUACAAGACAACAUAAAAGAGCCAUUAGCAGUCUUCAGAAAACCUCAAGAAGUCCAACCAGAAGUAGAUGAUCUAAAGGCUAAUGGCCCAACAUCUGAAAGAGCUACAGAGCAAAGACAAAUUAGUACAGAAGAAAACCUUACAUAUGAAACAACUUGUGCUACCACACCUUCUACUCAAAGCAGCCCACCCAUAGGUGUUACAACACCACCACUAGAUGGACAAAUUAGAAGGUCUUUUGUGCCUCCAGUACGAGAUGAAGAGUCAGAAACUAGAAGGAAAGCCCAUGCCAAACGUGUGAGAGAAACACGUCGUUCCACUACAGGUGUUACGUUGGAAGACCUGAAGUCAGCAGAACAACAGUUAUUACGUAAACAACAAGAGGAAGAUGAACAAAAGGAAAAAGACAGUACAGAGCCAGUUGCUUCAAUACCACUAACAGCAUACACCACCACCACUACUGCUAGUAGUACAUUGAGCUCAACAGUAGACAGGCAAGAGUCUUGCAGAAUAUCUACAGAAGGGGAAGAAAAGACACCAGACGUAAAGCCCCAAGACAUACCUUCUACCACAAGCAGUCCUGUUUUAACGACAGGUAGUGAAACAACUACAAUUUGUACAAGCCAAGAACCACAAAUCUGUAUUGGACCUGAUAGUCCUGAAGUUACUCAUUCUGUUACCUUUCCGCUUCGCUCACGACCUGUCCAUAAUGAAGAUCCAGAUAAAGAUCAUGAAAAUAAAAAUGCCCAAGGUACUCAGGCAGCAAUACAGAGAAAGAGAAGACCAAAAAGAAGGUCAACAGGAGUUGUUUAUUGGGAUGCUGAAGAGAAAGGCCAGCAACAGGGUUGUUCAGACCAGGAACUGCAACAGGAAGAUGAUAAAGGAGGUGAGGAGUCUCAGGAAUCAGAAAAUGAUGUAAAGUUUGAAAUUAAUUUAAGUAUGUCUUAUGGGUCAUAUGGAAGUGGCAAUGGACGUUAUGGACAGGGUAAUUCUUCCUUUAAUUUCACUAAGCCAUCAUCUAGCUCUUCAGCCACAGGCUAUGCUUCUUAUCCACCUUAUGGAACUGGUUCAAGUUAUUCUCCAAAUUAUGGAGGUACAGUAGCUACAACAAGUUACAAUAGUUUUACUCCAUCUUCCCCUUCUGCUCGACAGUCAUAUCGGAGAGAUUCAGGCUCUUAUAGUCCAAGCAGUCCACGAACUAAGAGUCCUGCUAGAAGAUCAGCUAUAUCUUCUUCUUCCUCAUUUUACUCACCUUCCCGUGAAUCUUCAGCUGGUUCAUAUGCAGGAUCCUUGACUGUUCCUUCAUAUGGAGGAAAUGAUUCAACUUAUUCUUCCUGGUCAACCACUCCAGCUUCUCCCAAGUUUUCUUGUCGUUCAAAGAGAGGGAAUAAAACAUUAUCAGUUCCACAUUCAGCAUCUCCACGUCGAUCUGUUUCACCAACUCGAGGUUAUUCUCUCUCUAGCUCUAAGUCUUCAGACUCCUUAUCUGGUGGUUAUGCUUCAAGCUCAGAUAGCUAUGGUGGAUAUAAACCUUCAUCUGAACCUCAGAGGUCACAUUUUGGGUCAGCAGGUUCACAAAAUGACAGUGGACAUUCAGAGACACUGUCACAACAGUCAGACCGAUUGAGCCGCAAUUCUCUCAACAGCAGCACUGGAAGUCUAGCAGAGGAAGGAGACCAAGAUUACAAGAAGGUUUAUGAAACACUGAAAACAGAAAAUGAAAGGUUAAAAGAAAAACUUAAGAAAACAGAGGAAGAACUGGUCAAUACAAAACGACAGCUAGAAAAAGCUUUUCUACAGAAUCACACUAGAAAUUCAAUAAAUGAGGCUGAAAAGAGGGAGCGAAGAACAUUAGAAAGAAAGCUGGCAGAAAUGGAGGAAGAGUUAAAGCAACUUGAACAGGUGAAAGCUGAGAACCAGCGGUUACGAGAUGAGAAUGGUGCCCUCAUCAGAGUCAUCAGUAAAUUGUCAAAAUAGAAUUAAAUGUAGCUUGGGUUUACAUGUCUUCCAACAUGGGAGUAGAACCAAAAUCACAUCUAACUCCAAAAAAUACCAAUUUCUACAGUGUGAUCAACAUUGUUGUGAUGGUACACUUCUCACCUUAGUUUAAGUCUACAGUUUUAGCUUUUUUAAUUAGUUUUUUUACUGUGGUUUCAGUUGGAUAAUGAAAUUUAGUCAGCAUGUUUGUCACUGUCAUCUAGUCUAUAUGAUUCCAUCUUUAAUUUAACCUCUCAAACCUUCGGUAUGUUAACAGUCAUCCAUGUGUGUUCAUGAGUGCAUUUACAUUAUUUCUUCUGCCUUUAAAUAUUUGAUUUCUAAGAGUCUCAAUUUUUAUUUUCUUAACAAAAAAAAAAUCAUGUUACAGCAUGAGUGCCACACAUUUGCAUCAGAAGUGGUUUUGCAAGUUUGCAAAUACUGUGUUUCAAGGUUUAAAGUUAAUAAGGACAGUUCAUAGAAAAACUAAUAUAUCCAAAUCUCAUGUGUUGCCCAAAAGUUAGCUAAAAAGUGAUGAGAAAGUCCAGCUCCUGACAAUUUUUAUAUUUAGAGGAGUGUUAAACAUACAAGUAUCAAAAGAAGGAAGAAAAGGCCAUUCUUAUUUUCUAACUAAACUUUUCCAAGUACCUUGAGAAUUUACAGAAACAUUUUAAACAUGAAAUAAUCUUUUCUGUCCUUGUCUUCCUUUUGAUUAAUUUUUCCUUAUAUUUUUUACAAGUACAAAUACAAAAAACAGUUAUGGUAAAACAAACUUGUCUUCAAAAUAGUCACAUUUGCUGAUAUUUAGUGAUUUUCCAAGUUAGAUCUUGUUUAAUGAGUGGUGAAGCUUAAAUGUAAUAUAGUUUAAAAACAAAUUAAUUUUUUUGAAAAAUUAUAUUUAGUUUGUGUUUUUUAAUAAGCAGUGCCAGCAUUCAAAAGUGAUUGUUUGUGUAAAAACUAAGAUACUGGAAAGUAAGUAGUAACUACAAAUACACUGCAGUAGUUUAUUUAUUAUUUUUUUAAACUUUUACCACAUGAAGCAAACAAUGGCAUAGUAAGACAAUGAAAGCUAAUUUUUUAUUGUGUCUAAAUUGAGAAAACUGUGAUUAUAAUUUUGUUUUCCUGAAAACUAACAUUUAAAGUUUGAAGAAGAACAUUUUCUGUAGUAGUUUUUUUUUUUUGGAUUUGAGCAAAAUAUAAGUUGAGAUUUGAAGUUUGCACCAAAUAGUUCCAAAUUUUUUAUUGUACAGAUGCGCUACCAAGUUGAAUGCUCACAAUAGAAUGUAAUUAGUAUUAAGAAACAAAUUAUGUGUGCGUGUUUUACAAGUUAGUUACAAGAAUAUUUAAUUAGAUUUCAAGGCUGAAAGAGCUAUUUGUUAUGUGUACAUUUUAUAGUAGGAAGAAAGAUAUUGUUAAGGAAAGUGUAAAAGAAAUGAUCUAAUAUCUUGUUACUUGUGUUUAUACAGUGAGGAUCUGUGGAUACUUUUAAAUAUAUAUACAUUUAUAUGUGGAUAUACACAAACAUUUUAAAGUUACCUUUAAGUUGAUCUGCUGUCAACCAAUACUUGUAUGUAUUAUCUUACAUUCUUGAAGAAUGAACUUAAGCUCUCUAUUGAUUAGAAAAUAAUAAAGUUUGAUUUGUUGACAAUAAAUAAGAAGUAAAAUUUCUUUUUUUUUUACAAGGAUAUUGUAUAGGUGUCAAUAUUUGUAUACACAAAGUUACCACAACAUUUGAAGUUUUUCAUGUUAUUAAUUUUAGAAGAUAACAACACUUUUGCCCCCCAGUGGGACAGCGGUAUGUCUACGGACUUACAAUGCUAGAAACCGGGUUUUGAUACCCGUGGUGGGCAGAGCACAGAGAUAGCCCAUUGUGUAGCUUUGUGCAUAACUUCAAACAAAAAACAAACAAACAGCACUUUUAGAAAGAGGAUAGGCCAGUAUCUUAAGGAUACUUCCAAGGUACUUAUAUCUGUAUGUGUAGUAUUAGGUGAAAUAAUGAUUGUGAAUGGGACUUUACGUAGUAUAAAAAUAUCAUUAAAGUUAUCUUGUAUGCAUUUGUUUUUAUUCAUUCUGCUAGCAGAACAAAGUGCUGAUGCACAACUCUUUAACUGUGUAUUAAUGCUGGUUAUUACAAGUUUGUCAGUUUUGGAAACUUAUUUAUUGCCAUUAUUAAAAUUUUUCUAACCAGAGUUAUGAUUUUUUUACCUCUUGGCCUAAUUUAAUUGAAGUUACUGUGUUUAAUAUGAUGUUACUACUUUUGAUUGUCUUGAUCAUGAUACUGUACUUACACAACCUAUAUUUUUUAAAUCAUGACACCCUGUACAGUGAAGACUGGAAAUCUUUUUUUUUUAAAUUCAUCUAGUAAAUGUUAAUCGUCAUGAUCCACAUUUGUAAAAUUGCCAAACUUGUUGAGUAUGGCUUGUAUCAAGUAAGGUGCCUUAUAUCACAAGUUUUCUAUGAGAAAAAAAGAAUUAUUCAGUAAGAAUUUACUCAUUUUUUUUAAUCCUUCAAGAUUCAUUUAACAACGAUUUUAGCUCAAUACAUUAAGUUUUAUCAAAGCUUGGCACCUCUCUUUUUAAGAACUGUAAUGCUUUUGUCAUAUUUGCAUUGUUGUACCAAACUAUGAAAUUUUAGUAUUUAUGAUAUUUUGUAAUCUCUCAACAAAAGUAUUAUCAUAUGUACAGACCAGAGUGUAGAAGAUCUUAAAUAAAAUAUCUUUACAUAUGA